Paramecium tetraurelia is the source of this 273-nucleotide messenger RNA. RefSeq lists its product as uncharacterized. The transcript is spliced from 2 exons. NCBI's taxonomy places the organism in Eukaryota, Ciliophora, Oligohymenophorea, Peniculida, Parameciidae. The record is from RefSeq and is a predicted model, not a curated record.
AUGAAUAUUGUUAAGACAAUUAGAUAAGUAUUCUAAUUUUCAAGAGUCAGAUACUUUGUCUAAUAAAAAGAUCCAAGAAUCAACGCUGAGUAUCCUGAUUCCAAAGAAACUAAAAUCCCAAAUGUUUGUGCAAAUCCAGAAAAAUUGAGUGAAUAAGGAGAAUUUUGCAAAGUCACAGUAUAAGGAAAGGAUGUCACUUCCUCUGAAAAAUUGAGAAUAAAAGCUAAAGUGAAAAACUGUAAAGAAAUUAAUGGAAUCAUCGCAUAUAUUUGA